AUGACCAUAGAUGGCCAUAAGUUCUAUGACUGUCUAGAACAAUGGCUUUACAAUCAUAUAUCAUAUACAGUAUGGUGCACAUCCCUAGGCACCAACCAUUGCAAGGAUGGAGCAUCUGAUGAUGAAAUCAAUAUGCUCUCCAAAAUGCAGAAGGAAAUAGCAGGUCUCAAGCCAGCCAGCAUUGUUACAAAGAAAACCAAGCUAUCUGAGGCUGACAAGCUUGCAAUUCAAUGGCUGACAACAGAGAAGAACUGGAAGGACUGGUGGAUCAAGCAGAAUACCUAUUGGAUUACAGAUAAAUACAAGGCCUGCAAAGAAUGGAAGGAGCAUACUGGGGGAGGGGAUGGAGAUGCUAAUCAUGAGAUAGAUGAGAAUGAUGAUAGAGAAGCUCUAGAUGAAAAGAAGCCAAGGCUUAAGCAAAAGAAGGGAGCCUUGCCUGGAAACUACUCACUCAAGGUUCUUCAAGCAUUCAAGGAGUCCAAAGUCUAUGAGCUGCUCAAUACAUGGGCCCAAGGUGAUGACAUUAUCAUCCAGACUUUUGACUGUAAUUCUGCUGAGAACAUCUUGGCAUUAAUGAAUACUGAGGAUGAUGAACAAGAUGCUAUUUCAAUGCUGAAGACAAAGGCCCAAAAUGGUGAUGCCAUUGCCCAGGAAAAUCUCAAACUAGCCAAGAAAAGAGAUGCAUGGGAGGAGGAAGAUUAUAAAGAGAGAUGUGAGAUGGCAAUCAUCAAUGCUUCGAUGAGCAUACAGUGGUCUCACAGCUUCUGA
Messenger RNA from Desarmillaria tabescens, 768 nucleotides. RefSeq lists its product as uncharacterized. The transcript is spliced from 6 exons. The record is from RefSeq and is a predicted model, not a curated record. Bases 1 to 768 code for a protein of 255 amino acids. Lineage: Eukaryota; Fungi; Basidiomycota; Agaricomycetes; Agaricales; Physalacriaceae.